This is a messenger RNA of Neoarius graeffei (lesser salmon catfish), 3597 nucleotides long. It is a transcript of the gene zcchc8, whose product is annotated as zinc finger, CCHC domain containing 8. Gene Ontology annotation, molecular function: RNA binding; zinc ion binding. The transcript is spliced from 14 exons. The record is from RefSeq and is a predicted model, not a curated record. NCBI's taxonomy places the organism in Eukaryota, Metazoa, Chordata, Actinopteri, Siluriformes, Ariidae. Bases 7 to 2184 code for a protein of 725 amino acids. Gene Ontology annotation, cellular component: catalytic step 2 spliceosome.
GACCUCAUGUCGCUAAACAGGAAAUUAACAAACAUGGAGGUGGAUUUCGGCGACAGUGAGCUGUUCGAGCAGUUUGAAGCAGGUACUCCUGUCGCAAAACACAUCAGGUUUACCGAUGAUGAAGAAGCUUCGGAUCUCCGGGAGAGGAUAGAGGAGUGUGAGGAGACUAUCACUCGGCUGAAAACGGAGAAUGAGGAACUGAAGAGAAAGUUAAAUUUUCUAAGUCGUCCUACAGGUAUCAGCAUUGUCAAUUCAAAAGUUGAUGGUCCUCUCUGCCAGAUUCUCUUUGGAAAUAACAGCAUCUCAAAACAGUGCCGGCAAGACAUUGAAGACCACGUCUUCAGUUUGAUUGAGCAACACCAGUAUCAGCAGAAUAAUGGCCAACAAGCUUCUGCUUUACACGCUCAACCACAGAACUCGAGUUUUGUCAUGGAGGAAAGCCAGGGAACAAAUGCUGCUUCAACUGGAAAACACAUUCGAGAUGCUUUUUGUGUGGUCGGGAGCGUGUUGUACUUCACCACCUUCUGCCUGGAUAAACUCGGUCAGCCCCUUCUAAAUGAAAAUCCCCAGCUGACAGAAGGAUGGGACGUUCCAAAGUAUCAGCAAGUGUUUGCCCAGGUCAUUGCUUUGGAAGGGCAGGAAGUGCAGAUCAAGGAGAAGAGGCCUAAACCAUGCUGCUUUAACUGCGGUGCCGACAACCACCAACUACGAGACUGUCCAAAGCCCAAAGACAUGGCACGAAUCAACGCGAAGCGAAAAGAGUUUGCGCAAGUCAACCAAGGAAACAUUCAGAGUAACCAGCGGUACCAUGCAGAGGAGGUGGAGGAGCGCUUCUCUAAGUUCAAGCCAGGAGUAGUGAGUAAGGAGCUCUUGGAUGCUCUCGGCAUUGUUGCUAACACACUUCCUCCAUUUAUUUAUCGCAUGAGAGAGCUGGGCUACCCGCCUGGCUGGUUAAAGGAAGCGGAGACGGAAAACUCGGGCUUGAUGCUGUAUGACGGUAAAACAUCAGAAGAGGAAGACUCAAACAGCCUGAAACAAAACGUAUCCUAUGAUGUCUCAAAGCUAGUGGAUUUCCCUGGUUUUAAUGUGUCUGCACCUUCCAGUGUUAGAGAUGAUUACCGGUCAUUUGGUUCCAUCCCAAUGCAACCUCAUCACUGGAAGCCGACAUUUGCUGCUCAGUUGUCAAAUAUGUAUCCAGCGCCUGAUUCCAAAUGUCUGAAAAGGUGCCACGAGUCUGAAUUAACACCACAGCAGACCAAGAAACAGCGGUCGAAUUCGGAUGUCUGUGGAAGCUCAGAUAUGGACACAGACUCGGAUCAUGGCACUCCCAGCCGAGACGAUUUCCAGUUUCAGCCUCCACUUCCUCCUGACUCUCCACUCAUUAGCACACCUCCACCCUUACCCCUGGGUACGCCUCCAAUCACGCCCACCCCACCACCUCUCCCUAAAGGAACGCCUCCUCCAACACCGCCCACAAACACAGGUUCUCCAGUUCUAUCAGGUAGAAGCGGAGCGGGGUGUGAGGAGUCAGAGGACGGGCUGACGUUAGAGGAGCUGGAGGAGCAGCAGCGGCUACUGUGGGCAGCGCUUGAAAGCGCUGAUAACGGCAACAGUGAUUCUGAGGCUGGAGCCGUGGGCACACCUGACGUGGGCUCGCCCCGUGUGUCUCCAUUAGCAGAGCCUGAUGCUGAGUUAGCAUGUGGAGUGGAAGAAUCUGGGUCAAAGGCAUUGGAGUUCUCUGACCAGGACCAUGAAUUUUCAAGCAUACCUGCUUCACCCGUUGAAGCACCAGUAAGUAGUGCUGAGGAAGACAAAAGCAGCAGUGGUCAGGUCAACGACGCUUUUAAUGAAGACACAGGUGCAGAGUCUUUUGAUGAGCUAAUUGUUCUGGAUGAGGUUACUCAGGGUAACAAUUCUGACCCUGAAAAGAACAGAAUAAGUGAAGUUCCUGAAGAAAACAGCACACUUGUGUCAGAUUCACAAGCAGUGGAAGAUGAUGAACCUGUUGUAAAGAAAAUAACAGGCGUUCCACACCGAAGCAAGUUCGCAGAAGGUAUUAUUCCUUUUGAAGACACGCCGGAGUUCACGGAAGUCGCUGAGGCAACAGGAGUUUACCUAAAAAUUCGAGACUUGCUCAAAGAAUCCCCUCGAAAUCAGGCAAAAAACAAGAAGCUAACUUCUUGAGUUCUAGAUUGUCUAUACUGUAUGUAUGAAUAGGGAAUACCUUCUUUGAACGGAACGCCGCCUUUUUUUUUCUUUCUUUCUUUGUUCCGGCAUGAUCCGAUGGGGUAAUUUUGAACUACAUCUAUCGAGUUUGAUGUCAAAGUCUUUCCCAUCCUUGUUUUGCAAUUUUUAUACAAAAUACCAAUUCUUUUUCCCCCACUUCACUGAAGUUGACCUCAGUAACAAAGGUCAAGUAAUUUGCUCAUGCUUUUAUAAUUCCACUGAAGACAACUUUUGUAAGCAAUGGUUUAGACUUAUGUUUUAUGUAUGUACAGUUUUAUAAACAAUUUCUCCGUUUUUGUCCUCUUAGACCCAAGUUUCUAAUAUUUCUGGUGAUAAUUCACUUACAAAGCUAUAAAGUCAUCCAGUUUUUUUUCCCCUGCCACAGAGUUUCUUUAAAAGUGGCCAUUGCUGGAAUAUGUUUGCCAUUUAUUUUUAACACUAAAUUAUUUUUAAGGCUACAUUUUUUUUUUUAUGGGAUCUAUCCUAAACUAGUUUUAUUCAUAAAUGUUUUAUGGCCAAGGUCCAUCUGUUUAAGGGAUCAUAAAAAUCAAACACGCACUUUUCUGACUUACAAUUAGCAACUUGGGUAGCUGUCUCUACUUCCGUAAAUUAAGGGACCCCACACAAAACAGCUCAUUUUUUAGGUUCACAUUAGUUAUUACACGGCUCAUUUGAAUACUCAAUGCUGAUCCGUCAGUUACAGCAUUCUGUGGUCUGUUAGUUAUUUGUAACAGAUCACUGUUAUGUAUAACAGACCGCUGCUAUGGACUACGUCAUUAGCAGAAGCAAUAAAAUAAUUUUUUAAAUCAAUAAAGUCAUUUUUAAAUCAGUAUUUUGUGUCAAAAUAUUGUUUUUUUAGAAAGUAGCCGUGUAAUAAGUGGAAUAAUGUAGAGCAACCCAGCCAUUUUUGCAAACUAAACCCCUUCAGGGUGACUGAAGACAUCUCUGCAUUGCGUAGGGGUCCUGCAUCACCCCGGCAGAGCUUUGUUUGCUAUAAUGACUGGGUUGCUGUAUGUUAUCCCUUACUUAAGAUAGAAGACUGCAGUAAACCAGCCUGAUGGUGCAGUGGGUAGUGUUGUUGCCUCACAGUUCUAUGGUCCCGGGUUUGAUAUACCAUCUCUGUGGAGCUUCACAUAUUCGUACUGUGUCAAUGUGGGGUUUUCCAGUUUCCUCCCAAACAUCAUCUGGUCAGUGAAUGGGCUACUCUAAAUUACUCUUGUAUCUGAAUGUGUGUACGUCUGUCUAUGUAUGUGUGUGUGCGCGCGCACGUGCAAUGGACUGAUAUACCACCAAGGGUGUAUUCCUGCCGUAUUCCUGCCAUACUCCCAAUCUUGAAGAUGAAUGAAUAAAAAUACAGUAGCUUUAAUGAAA